AGGAUCAGCAUGAUUAUGAUAGACAUUGAAAUGUCGGUCAGUCUGAGCGACUUGAUGACAAGACGGCUGGUGACGCAGAGUGCGUAAGGCGUGAAGUCUGAUCGCGUUAAGUCUGCGAAUGCCUUCUGAAGAAUAGAAAAUAUGGCGGCGCCAAACAGCUCUACUAUGAGUCUGCCUGCGGGCCCAGGUCUGCAGCGUCUCAAUUCUGACGAGUCAUUGCUGUUUUCCUACUCGUCACGCCCCAUUCCCUCCGACGAGCUCAUGGCCGCGAAGCCAGAGUAUUCCCGCAUAGUGUCACCAGCAGAGGCCCAACAAGAAGGAAGCCCGAAGCCGCCCCCGACGUUGGUGAGUGUGAAAGUCCUUAUUGACGAGUGCAAGAUUAUCACCCAGCACCAGGGCGAGAUGCUGCAGUUUAAGGCCGUCUUUUGCUUCCACUGGACGGAUGAGAGAUUCAAGAACUUCCCGCUCGACCAGCCGAUGCCUUCCGACGUGUGGCGACCUGAGAUUAUGAUGCAGGGGGAGAUUGCAUAUGAAGAAAGAAAUGAAGGAGACGACCCUGCCGACCUUCCACGACAAGGACAGACGCGAUGGCGUAUUGCAACUGGAACUCGAGUCCGAUUCCUGCACAGUAGAUCUCUUCCGCGAUGACCCGGAAGCGCUGAAGACGUUCCCGUUCGACAGCUUCCGCUUCGACUUCGGCGCGUGCCUCGCCGGAGAAAAGCGGUUGGAGAACCAGGACGACAUCCGUGUGCGGUUCGACAAGCAACACGCUGGGUACACGGACGACAAAACCAGCAACCCGGAUGAUUUCGUGUUUCGGCCGACGCCGCGGAGUGGGGAGUUCGUUGUGGAGAGGAUCAGUUACGGCAUGUCCCUCUGCGUUAUCAGCACACUGAGCAAGUGGAAAACGGCUUUGCCUAUCGGAUUCUUGUUGCCCUGCGGACCACUUUGA
Amoebophrya sp. A120 is the source of this 952-nucleotide messenger RNA. NCBI's taxonomy places the organism in Eukaryota, Dinophyceae, Syndiniales, Amoebophryaceae. The record is from the annotation of a GenBank genome assembly.